Molecule: messenger RNA, 2388 nt
Organism: Hevea brasiliensis (rubber tree)
Lineage: Eukaryota; Viridiplantae; Streptophyta; Magnoliopsida; Malpighiales; Euphorbiaceae
Exons: 2
Coding region: 1-2388 (795 amino acids)
Source: RefSeq, a predicted model, not a curated record
AUGGCGUUGCAUGUCGCCCUUUUCGACACAAGCCGCACACGUAAGCACCAUGCCCACACCUUGUGCAGACUUUCACUUAACACCCUCGAGAGCAAGGAGAUCGACCCCAAUAAAGUCGGCUCUACCACGGACCCAAAGUCCUCAAAAGCCUAUGCCACGAGAACUCACACCAUGCCCGAUUGCAUCGCCUAUCCGGCAAACGCGCCCGGCCAGAAUAACCGAAAUGCCACGCCCACACCUUGCACGGCAUCAAUUGACACGCAAGCAUGGAGAUCGGCCCCAAUAUGCCUUGGGUUCAUCGGAGGCGUUGAGCGACCUGCAGGCCGUCGGGAGCAAGCGGGAGGCAGGCCUUUGCCGCAGCCGUCGGGGGCAAGCCCAGGAGGCCCAGGCCUUGCCACGGGCCGUCGGGGCAAGCGGGAGGCAGGCGCGCCACGGGCCGUCGGGGGCAAGCCCAGGAGGCAGGCAGCGCCACGGGCCGUCGGGGGCAGCGGGAGGCAGGCCUUUGCCACGGGCCGUCGGGAGCAAGCCCAGGAGGCCCAGGCCUUGCCACGGGCCGUCGGGGGCAAGCGGGAGGCAGGCCUUUGCCGCGGGCCAAUCGAGGAGCAAGCGGGAGGCAGGCCUUUGCCACGCAGACUGUCGGGGGCAGCAGCGGGAGGCGGGCAGCGCCACCACGGGCCGUCGGGGGCAAGCCCAGGAGGCAGGCCUUUGCCACGGGCCCGUCGGGGGCAAGCGGGAGGCAGGCACUGCACGGGCCCAAUCGGGGAGCAAGCCCGGGAGGCAGGCAGCCGCCACGGGCCGUCGGGGGCAGCGGGAGGCCCCAGGCACUGCCACGGGCCGUCGAGGGAGCAAGCGGGAGGCAGCGCCUUGCCACGGGCCCGUCGGGAGCAAGCCCGGGAGGCAGGCACUGCCACGGGCCGUCGGGGGCAGCCCCGGGAGGCAGGCCUUUGCCACGGGCCGUCGGGGGCAAGCCCCAGGGAGGCAGGCCUUGCCGCGGGCCCGUCGGGGGCAAGUGGGAGGCAGGGCACUGCCACGGGCCAAUCGAGAACUGGGAGGCAGGCCUUUGCCACGGGCCGUCGGGAGCAAGCGGGAGGCCGCAGGCACUGCCACGGGCUGUCGGGGGCAAGCCCAGGAGGCAGGCCUUUGCCACGGGCCGUCGGGGGCAACUGGGAGGCAGGCAGCGCCCACGGGCCGUCGGGGCAAGCGGGAGGCAGGCCUUGCCACGGGCCAAUCGAAGGAGCAAGCGGGAGGCAGGCCUUUGCCACGGGCCGUCGGGGGCAGCCCAGGAGGCAGGCACUGCCACGGGCCGUCGGGGAGCAAGCGGGAGGCAGGCACUGCCACGGGCCGUCGGGGGCAAGCCCAGGAGGCAGGCAACUGCCACGGGCCGUCGAGAGGCAACUGGGAGGCAGGCAGCGCCACGGGCCGUCGGGGGAACAGCGGGAGGAAUUGGGCACUGCCACGGGCCCGUCCGGGGCAAGCGGGAGGCCUGGGCACUGCCAGACUGUCGGGGGCAAGCCCAGGAGGCAGGCACUGCCACGGGCCGUCGGGGGGCCCAGGAGGCAGGCACUGCCACGGGCCGUCGGGGCAAGCUGGGAGGCAGGCCUUUGCCACGGGCCGUCGGGGGCAAGCGGGAGGCAGGCCUUUGCCACGGGCCGUCGGGGCAAGCCCAGGGCAGGCACUGCCACGGGCCCGUCGGGGGCAAGCCCAGGAGGCAGGCACUGCCACGGGCGCGUCGGGGGCAAGCGGGAGGCAGGCACUGCCACGGGCCGUCGGGGGCAAGCGGGAGGCAGGCACUGCCACGCGGGCCCGUCGGGGGCAAGCCCAGGAGGCAGGGCACUGCCACGGGCCCGUCGGGAGCAAGCCCCAGGGAGGCAGGCACUGCCACGGGCCGUCGGGGGCAAGCCCAGGAGGCAGGCAACGCCACGGGCCGUCGGGGGCAAGCGGGAGGCCCUUUGGGCACUGCCACGGGCCCGGUCGGGGGCAAGCGGGAGGCAGGCCUUUGCCACGGGCUGUCGAGAACAGCGGGAGGCCCAGGCCUUGCCGCGGGCGGGAGGCAGCCGGGAGGCAGGCGCGCCCACGGGCCGUCGGGAGCAAGUGGGAGGCAGGCAGCGCCACGGGCCGUCGGGGGCAAGCGGGAGGCAGGCCUUUGCCACGGGCCCAAUCGGGGAGCAAGCGGGAGGCAGGAGCCUUGCCACGGGCUCGUCGGGGGCAAGCCCCAGGAGGCAGGCCUUGCCACGGGCCAAUCGGGGAUCAAGCGGGAGGCAGGCACUGCCACGGGCCGUCGGGGGCAAGCCCAGGAGGCCUUUGGGCAGCGCAGGCACUGUUUUGGACUUGGAAAGGGAUGGUGCUCGGCACUUGACCUUUAAUGUUUCAAGACUUGCUUUGCCUUGA